UAUUUAUAAGUUUUGAAAUUUAUUGGAAUUUCUUUUGAUUGUAAAUUGUUUAAAUAAUUAUUUUCUAUAACAUGGCUUAUUGAUCGAUUACUAAACUUAAGUUAUCGUUACAGUAUUAAAAUAAGUGCAAAUUUGGUAUCGACUGCCGACGCUUAGCGUCUCAGCGAUGCCGCUAAUAGAGAUAAAUACAAAAAUGGGUAAGACUCAAAUAAACACCAAGUCAAGGGAUUACCUUAACGACAAAGAAACUUUUCUUAAAGAAUUGAAGCAGUUUAAUGAAAGUAAAAAUAUACCAUACAGAGUGCCAGUAGUGAAUGGUGUUGAAAUUGAUUUAUAUUUACUUUAUUCCUCGGUUCAACAAAAAGGUGGCUUGAGUAGAGUCAAUCAAACAGACACAUGGGAAUCAUUUCUACGAUUACUCAAAUUGCCCUACCCUUGUGUAAAUGGGUCAACACUUUUAAGAAGGAUUUAUGGCAUGUAUCUUGAAAAAUAUGAACGAGCCAAAGGUCCACCAGGCAGGGAUGAUGAUAAUGACAUGGAUGAAGAUCCGAGACGGAGUCGUAGCGGCAUGCCUAGAAUUAGUUUUGGUAGUGGCACUUAUAUUUCUGCAUCUGGUGAACAAUUAAAAACUACCACUCCAAAAUUUGCGGGGCCAUCAGAGAGGCUUACCUUGUCAUUGUUAUCGCCUAUGCCGAAUGAACAGGAUUUUGCCAUCAAUGUGUGUACAGUUCUGGCUGCAGACCAUUCAAACAGGCUGCCAUUGAAUAGUACCCCACACAUCUUAGAUUUUUUGCUGGCCCAUGCUGGAGUUUAUAAUCAUUCAAGUCUCCGAGACACAAUUGGUCGUUCAUAUUAUGAAGCGCGUGGUCGUUAUCCUCACGAUUUUUGGGAAAUGCGUGCCGGAGGUGGCGGAGCUAAGGAAUUGGCUGAUGAAACAAAGUUUAUGCAACCGGGAAUUGAACAGCCCGAAUUGAUGGUGCAAGCAUUAGCGGCACAUAACACAUUGACAGAUUGUCUCAUGAACGGUGGAGAUGAUGAUGAUAUACUGGAUAAAGUUGUUGAAGAUCUUCAUCAACAGGAGAUGGAAGAUUGGGUGACGGAACCGUCGGAGGAAGAUCAGCUCUUUGCACCAGAAUUACCCGGUGGAGCCAGUUGUGUGUACACACAGCGGGUCUUGCAAAUAGCGUCUAUUGUACGAUCACUGUCCUUCCAUGAAGAUAAUGUGCAAUAUCUAUCAAGAAAUACAACUCUCAUACGGUUUUUAUUACUCUGUGCAAAUUGUUGGGUGGGUACACUGCGGCAAAGUGGUUUGGACACUCUUGGAAAUAUAUCAACCGAGCUUAUAAUUAAGGAUCCUGCUACAUGUCUCAUUUCGAGGCAUGUUUUAUCAACGAUACAGACUGCAUUAUCGUCGCCUGAUCGCGCUAGGAUUUUAGCCGCGCUGGAGUUACUUAACAAAUUAGCCCAGAAUGAGGCUAAUGAAGAUGCGUUGCUGAGAUCCCUUGAAGCAAAGGUGUAUAGUGACGUGUGUUCGUUGCUAACGCUACGGGAUAUAAUGGUGCUCGUUUGUACGUUGGAGUGCGUGUACGCACUCACAUCCUUGGGUGAAGCGGCAAGCGAAGCGGUAGCUAGAGUCACUGGUUUAGUUCAUACACUGGUAUCUCUUGUUACUGUUGAGGCCCAAAGUUAUGGUCCACGCGCGUGUAUUCUAAUGCGUGUGGUGGAAACUGUGAGCGGACCCGCCGCUGUUGCUGAAAGGGAGUCGGAAAAACCUCAACAACAGCAGCCGCAAGUGCAAGUGAAGCCCCAAGAGCCGGUGACAACAUCGAGCCCUCACGCCCACAUCAUCGUGUCCAACUCAGCCCCGCCCAACGUCACGCCCACCACUUCUCUUUCCUCGAUACAGGUGUCGCACUUGCAUCAGAGAACUGUACAGGAAAACGAGCAUUUUGCCCAAGCGUGGUUGCGUUCGACGUACGAGCCGUUACCAGCGAACGACAAUAGUACGUGCGACGCCGCGGAAAUGUAUCGCAACUAUAUGACGUGCUGUACGAAGGUCGGACGUAAGGGGAUUAUUGCGCCUGCGCACUUUCCGAGAUUGGUCAGAACUGUGUUUGGGGGUACGGUUGGCCCUAAUACGGUGGCGACAUCCAGUGGCGAAAUGCAGCAGUUGUACGUAGGAAUACGAGCAAAAAAUACGGGCAAAGUCACUACACCCGCCGGACCGUCCUCACCGAUUCUGAAGGCACAGUUAACAAAUAAGACUGACGUCAAACCGGUUGUUACUCAAGCCCAGGCCCAACCAGCAUCUCAUCCGCAUUUGUCGCAAGCGUUAGAAUCGACCGCCAAUACGUCGACAUCGCUUAUAAAGCAUCUUCUCGCCCAUAAAGUAAGCCCCGGCAUUCAAACGCAAGUCGCGCAAAGACAAAACCAGAGAGCGCCUCCAGCAGGUGCCGUUGUGAUUCAAACAAAUACGAAUACGGGAAUGGAAGUGGAUCCGGAAACGUUGAUAAAAUGUACAACAAUAACUCCCGGGGGUGUCGCUAGUAACACGCCUUUGCAAGAUAAGGUCAAUGUGACAGAAGAUAUUGGAGCUCCGAAAGAAGCACCAGUCCAGAUACAAAUUGAUGAACAAGCUCAAUUGACUAUAACCGCGCAAAACAAAAUGUUAGCCGAUCUCCUAGAAAAGAAAUCAAACCCACCCGUGCAAGUAGUCCAAAUGAACCAGCACGCACCGACCAUACAAAUAACCGAAACCGGGCAAAUCGUUCAAGUCAAACCGGAAGCGAGCCAAGUCAUAGUUAACCCGGAUCAACCGGCGCCAUAUUUACAGAUUAAAAACGAGCAAGGCCAACUGAUACAGAUAAAAAAUGAUUCGGGACAGAUUAUACAGUUGAAGAGCGAUCAGGGCGUGAUACAGUUUAAGAAUGAUCAAGGGCAAUUGGUACAGAUAAAAAAUGAUAGUGUUAUACAGAGUGCUAAAACUGAUGUGGACCCUAUCGUUACGGACCAUUCGUAUACGGAGCCGCCCUCGAAGAGGCCUAAAGUCGAGGACAAAACUGAGAAUAAUUCACCGCAAGAAAGCGUCUCAAAAACAGCAGCAAAUUUGUACGCGGCUCUCGCAGCGUCAGCCCUUGAGGAUGAAGAGGAUUUGCGUCCCCGUGGGAUCCUUGUAUCUGGUCCAAUGGCCUCAAAGUUACCACAGAAACCAGAGAAUUCAGAUGCAAUCCAACAGCCAGUGUUAGUCGGCGGUGCAGGGGAAAGUCCGGUUAUCAUCCAGGAGCCGAUUUUACAGGUGCAACAGCCAACGCUACAAGUGCAACAGCCAUCAAUGCAAGUUCAGCAAUCAUCAAUGCAGGUCCAACAACCGGCGCAUCAAAUGCAACAACCAAUGCUGCAAGUGCAACCCAUGGAUGUUCAAAAUAUUAUCUCAUCUCAAUCCGGACAAAUUAUAUUACAAGAGAAAACCGUUACAUCCCAGCCGCAAUUUGUCCAACAACCGAUGCAAUUGAUUGCGACACCAAACACAUCACAAGGGAGUAUCGGUUACCUAUCACAAAAUAUUCCAGGUAAUAUGAUGCAGAAGACCAUCAUAAUAGUACAAGGAGCUACUGGAGGACCGCUAACAUUGACGGUGAACAACCCGAGCGGUUUGGACGAGGCGACACUAAACAGCCUUAUUGCGCAGGCCACAGAGGCUAUAACCCAACAACAGAUUAUACAGAAUUCCCCCCAGAUAACGCAAAGUCAGCAACCAAUUAUAACAACGCAACCGCAACCCCACAAGGCACAGAUCGUCAACCAACAAACCCAACAAAUAGUUGUUACCCAAAAGCAACCACCUGCUCUAAUAAGCACGACCACUGGCAACCCCAUUGGCAAUCAACAGAUUAUUCAAGGCAACCAACAGCUGUUACAAGGCAACCAGCAAAUUAUUGCAGUGUCAAAUAAUCAACAGAUUAUAGUGAAUACGCCCAUGAAGCAAAACGUUCACAGAGUUGUGCAACCACAGAGGAUUCAAACAUCUGUGAGUAAUGCAGCUUCAGUGCAGAUUGAAAGUAAAUCUGUUGUGCAAAGUCCUGCGAAAACCCAACAACCAGUAAUGCGGCAAGUGAUAACCAGGCAACCAGUCAUGGUUGGAAACACCAAAAUUGGGGAGAAGGAAACAGUUGUUUCACAACCAGUCACAGAGCAAAAGCCACCAAAGUCUGACCCUACUCCACCACCUCAGCCUACAACAUCUCAGAAUCAAGAGGACACGCCAUGGAUUUGCCAUUGGAAAGGAUGUGGGAAAACGUUUACGAAUGCUUCAAGCGUGUUCACGCACGCGGCGCGUACGCAUUGCCCGGGGGGUGCGGGGGGUGAGGCACCCUGUAUGUGGGUCGAUUGUGAUCGGGUGCCGCGAAAGACAUUUGCCUUGUUAAACCAUCUCAAUGACAAGCAUUGUACCCAACAGGCUCUCAAAGCAAUAUACAAUUCGCGACGUCAUGCUGCGGCUGAGCCAGAAGCGAACAAGCCGGUCUCCGUCGCCUAUCCACCUAACGCGGCUCUCGCGGCUCUAAAUAAGCACGCGACUGACUUGUUUAACCCGAGGGAACUUAUGCACAAGAACGAUCGCGCAAUGGACCAAGGGGAUGAAAAUGAGGGGCCGGUGACGAAAAGCAUCCGUCUAACAGCUGCACUUAUAUUGAGGAAUAUCGUCAUUUACUCAAAUACAGGAAGACGAAUGCUCAGACAGUACGAAGCCCAUCUUGCAUCAAUAGCUUUAAGCAGUGUUGAAGCAUCGCGAACAAUUGCCCAGGUCUUAUACGAUAUGAACAAUAUAUGAGAAUAGCUUUGUGGGCGAAAGCCCUAAAUCUUUUUGUAUGUUAAAAAGCCUUAAAUAUAGUAGGAGAAAUUCCUUUUUAAUUUAAGUAUUGCAUUUAAAUAUAAAUAGUUUUUGAUACCGGAUAUAGAUACUAAAAAAUAAUUCUACGUACGUAUACGUACUCGUACUUACACGUCAAAUUUUGAAGUGGAUUACUGAUGUAUUGAAAGUCGAUUAAGGCAAAUGUCGUAUUACUUCAAUUACAUGUUAUAAGAUAGAGCGGCUGCGGGUCUGAGUAUGUUUGUGACGGUAAAUGUUUAAUCAAAAGUGUGUAAAGAAAAUAAAACAGACCUGAAAAUUACAUUGAAUAAAUAUCUCAAAUGUGUUUCAGAGUUUAUCAAAAUUAUUAUGGAUUUUGAUAACUAAAAUAACACAAUAAUUCUCAAAAAAAAUCUUUGGUGGUUGUUUUUCAGUUUUAUAAGUUUGCUCCAUUUAAAUAUCAAUUAAGAACUUACCUGUAAGUAUUACUUGUGUAAAUAAACUGAAUAGGGGAAAUCAAUCUAAUUUUUUUCCAUUAAUAUACCUGUCGAAAAAACUUACGCCUGUAUCUAAAUCAAACGAAGUCUUAACUAAGGUACUCUAUCAUCUCUUUCUGUCAUUUGUGUUUAUCCUGCGAUAGAUAGAGACAUAAGUACGUUGGUGAAAGUGCAAAGAUAAACUUUUUAUGAAUAAGGUGAUGAGAAUUUGCCAGAACUAUUGAAAUUAUGUAGAUACAGUGUAUAAUUGUGUAUUUAUCUGAUGUUUGUCCUUAGCUUAAGUCUUAACGGAGUGGAAUAUACUAUA
Pieris brassicae (large cabbage white) is the source of this 5650-nucleotide messenger RNA. It is a transcript of the gene Bap170, whose product is annotated as AT-rich interactive domain-containing protein 2. Gene Ontology annotation, biological process: regulation of DNA-templated transcription. The record is from RefSeq and is a predicted model, not a curated record. Gene Ontology annotation, molecular function: DNA binding. NCBI's taxonomy places the organism in Eukaryota, Metazoa, Arthropoda, Insecta, Lepidoptera, Pieridae. The coding region runs from base 167 to 4828 and encodes 1553 amino acids. Gene Ontology annotation, cellular component: SWI/SNF superfamily-type complex. The transcript is spliced from 37 exons.